AUGCAUGUUAGGAAACUAUGCCAUCGCAACUCUGAGAAAGGUACUGGUAGACAAGCUCCGAAAUCGAUAAUAUCGAUACCGGCAGGUUUGUAUUCACUGACGCACUAUUUGAAAAAUAGGCCUUCUUCGAGAUUAUACAAGAAAUUAUCGAACCCAAGGACAAGAUUCAGAUCGAGUAAAUAUCAUAUAUGGUCAAAAUACGAUUUAAUACAAGCCUUCAUCGAUUUAUGGGCGUAUAUGUAA
Molecule: messenger RNA, 243 nt
Organism: Kluyveromyces lactis
Lineage: Eukaryota; Fungi; Ascomycota; Saccharomycetes; Saccharomycetales; Saccharomycetaceae
Exons: 1
Coding region: 1-243 (80 amino acids)
Source: RefSeq, a predicted model, not a curated record